AUGUUGUGGCUUCAGAUCUUUGCUGUGAUAGUGUUCGCACUGUACUUCUUUGUGCUUCGGCCUCGACGUGGUGGCAAAGAUGCUCCUCCUCUGGUGUUGGAAUCUCCCGUGUUUCCCAUCCCCGUCAUUGGUGUCAUUAUGGAAUUCUUCAAGAGUCCCAAUACCAUGGUCAAGCGAUGCUACCGAGACUAUGGACCUGUGUUUACCAUUCCUAUUUUCACAGAGCGCCUGACCUUUUUGAUGGGACCUGAAGCUCAGUCAGUCUUUUUCAAGUCCAACGAUGAUCAGUUGACACAACAAGGAGUCUAUGAUUUUAUGAAACCCGUCUUUGGACCCGAAGUGGUCUACGAUGCUCCCAAAAAGAAGCGACAAGUACAAUUCCAAUCCAUGGCCAAUGGUCUCCGCGCCACUCGUCUCAAGGGAUAUGUCGCAAAAAUUGAAGAAGAAACCCGUCGCUAUCUCCGUCAAGAAUGGGGAGAUGAACCAGGUCAACUCGAUUUGCUCAAGUCGCUCUCGGAACUCACCAUUCUUACCGCAUCCCGUUGUUUGCACGGAGAAGAUGUCCGCAAAUCACUCUUUAAAGAAGUCGAAGCACUCUACAAGGAUCUGGAUCACGGACUCUUGCCUUACACUCCGUUUUGGCCCGAUGCACCCACACCGGCUCAUCGACGACGCAACUGGGCCCGCAAGGAAAUGGUCGCUCUGUUUAGUAAAGUCAUCAAGGAGCGAAGAGAAAAUCCCUCCAAUUCCGAUGGAACUGACAUUUUGUCCUUGUUUAUGGAAACCAAAUACAAGGAUGGAACUCCCGUCACGGACGAACAAAUGACCGGACUCAUGAUUGCACUCUUGUUUGCUGGACAACACACGUCCUGUCUCUCGUCGACGUGGACAUCGCUAUUCAUGGCAGACGAUCCCACCAUGGUUGACCGGAUGAUCAAGGAACAGGAACAAGUACUCGAUGGGGAUAUGAGCAAACCACUCGACUACGAAACGGUCGGGCGGAUGGAAUUUUUGCAAAAUUGCAUGACGGAAGCCUUGCGCAUGUGUCCUACAUUCAUCAUGCUCAUUCGAAAAGCACUCGUCAAUCUUCCCGUGACUGUCACUCGAGGAGGAGAAAAAGCAACCUACGUGAUUCCUAUCGGUGAUCAAGUCGUCGUUUCCCCCACUGCUUCGAUGCGCAUGAAGGAAACCUUUCCCAAUCCCGAUACGUUUGAUCCGGAUCGGUAUGCUCCCGGACGGGAAGAACACAAGAUUCCCUAUGCAUAUUUGGGAUUUGGUGGUGGUCUGCACUCGUGCAUGGGACAAAACUUUGCCUACAUGCAAGUCAAGACGGUAUUGAGUAUCUUGUUUCGAGAGUACGAAAUUGAACGUGUCGCUCCCACCGACUUUCCGUCAUGUGCCUACGAAGACAUGGUCGUGGGACCCAAGGAACAGUGCAUCAUCAAGUACAAGAAACGUGUCUAUAAGGAUGCCUAG
Seminavis robusta is the source of this 1476-nucleotide messenger RNA. The record is from the annotation of a GenBank genome assembly. NCBI's taxonomy places the organism in Eukaryota, Bacillariophyta, Bacillariophyceae, Naviculales, Naviculaceae.